GACCAAACAAAAUCAAAAUUUUAUAAAACAGGAAAGGAAAGUACUACUUAUUCAGCUAUUUUCUGUUUCGUAGAAUGAGUCUGUAUUCUGAACAAGCUUUCACAAAACAACAAUUUAAAUUUAAAGAGUGUGAUGCUAUACAGUUGAUUGGGAAAGGAACCCCUUCUUCUAUAAAAAUACGAGUGUUAUAUAUUUUGCUUAGUUUACACGCUGCUACGAUAGGACUUGAUCGUAAAUUUCAUUAAAGUAAAAGGUUAGUUUGGUAAUCACACCUCACACUUCACUGUCAGAGCAGUGUCCGCCAUCUCCACUUUCCACUUUCCGCACCGUAAAAUUACCCAAACGCGACUUCUCAACUAAGCCGCCACCUUUUUCCCGGAAAACGAGAGAAAAUCUUGUUAAGGAAGAAGGAAAGUUAGAUCAAAGAGAGAGAGAGAAGAGGAAGAAGAAGAAGGAGGAGGAGGUUUCGGUUGGUUAUGGCGAACCCUGAAGCUGAGCGACGCCGACUCAGGGCGGCACCGCCAGCGAGGGCGAGGGUUCCGUUGCGGAAGUUGCUUCGGGUGGCAUCGGUGGCCUGUGGAAUUCAAUUCGGCUGGGCUUUGCAGCUUUCUCUUCUGACUCCUUACGUACAAGAAUUGGGAAUUCCCCACGCCUGGGCUAGCGUCAUAUGGCUUUGUGGACCGUUAUCGGGAUUGCUGGUGCAGCCAUUAGUGGGUCACAUGAGCGAUCGUAGUUCAAGCCGUUUCGGUCGUCGGAGGCCCUUCAUAUUGGCUGGAGCGGUAUCGAUCAUCGUUGCUGUUCUGAUAAUCGGUCAUUCCGCUGAUAUCGGGUGGUUGUUAGGCGAUCGUGGCGAAGUUAGGCCCAGAGCUGUGGUGACUUUCGUGUUUGGGUUUUGGAUUCUUGACGUUGCUAAUAACAUGACUCAAGGUCCUUGUAGAGCUUUGCUCGCUGAUCUUACUGGUAAGGAUCAUCGAAGGACUCGAGUAGCUAAUGCAUAUUUCUCUCUGUUCAUGGCUGUUGGUAACAUUCUUGGUUUCGCUACUGGUUCGUAUAGCGGUUGGUUCAAGAUUUUUCCUUUUACACUUACCUCUGCUUGCACUGUAAAUUGUGCAAAUCUCAAAUCAGCUUUCUUUCUCGACAUUGUUUGCAUUACAAUUACUACAAUUCUCAGUAUAACUGCAGUUCAGGAAAUACCACUUGGUACUUCAGGUGACACAACCGUGCUCCUUGCAGAAGAAAGGCCUACCGUAUCAUCAAAUCCUACUGAGGAAGCUUUUCUUUGGGAGCUUUUUGGUACGUUUAGAUAUUUCUCUGGGCCUGUAUGGAUAAUCCUUACUGUUACAGCUCUUACCUGGAUUGGUUGGUUUCCAUUUCUGCUAUUCGAUACUGAUUGGAUGGGUAGAGAGAUUUAUGGGGGUGAGCCAAACAAGGGGCAGAACUACAGUACUGGGGUUAGAAUGGGUGCCCUUGGUCUAAUGUUGAACUCAGUUGUAUUGGGAAUAACAUCAGUGCUUUUGGAGAAACUUUGUAGGAAAUGGGGUUCUGGUUUCAUUUGGGGAAUUUCAAACAUUGUUAUGGCUCUUUGUUUCAUAGCAAUUCUUGUUGUUACUUAUGUUGCCAAAGAGAUUGGGUUUAUGGAUCGUCAUGAUUUACCUCCCAUUGGGAUUGUAAUAGCUGCAGUGACAAUUUUUACAGUUCUUGGAUUCCCAUUAGCUAUCACAUAUAGUGUUCCAUAUGCCUUGGUAUCAGCACGUAUUGAAGCUUUGGGACUUGGCCAAGGGUUGUCAAUGGGAGUCUUGAAUCUGGCAAUAGUGAUCCCACAAGUUGUGGUGUCCAUUGGGAGUGGACCAUGGGAUCAGCUAUUUGGAGGUGGAAACUCUCCAGCCUUUGCUGUAGCAGCACUUGCAGCAUUUGCUAGUGGGGUAGUGGCCAUCUUGGCUAUUCCUCGAUCUGGUGCUCAGAAGCCUAUGACAUGAGAAUUUCUUCCAAGAACAUCACUUCCACCAGCUUGAAAACAUUGCUUUUUGAGCCAUUGCCUUAGGAAGGCAAUCGAGGGCGGAGUGCCUCAUCCAUAGAUUCCAAAAUUACUCCACCACUGCUUCCCCUAUACCAACCAAGAUAAGUUGCUGAGUUAGAAAUUAUUCUGUCAUUGAAAUAUUAUCUUUCCUUUUAAGGCAAAUUAGAUUGUGCCUAGGUGUUUUCAUCAUGUAUGGGAAUCUCAUGCAUUUGUGCAUGAAUUUAUUUUGUGAAUGUAGUGAAAUGUGCUUGGUGGUCAGCGGUACUGAAUGUGUGGAUUGUAAUGAAUGAAACCUUGACAGAGACAUGUCCUUUGUGCUUUGAUAUUUUCUUUUAACUUUUUGUAUUUAUUAUGAAUGGUUUUCUUAGAAUAAAAGAAAUAAAUAAAUACAAUGGCUCCAAAA
This is a messenger RNA of Cannabis sativa, 2420 nucleotides long. RefSeq names its product sucrose transport protein SUC4. Gene Ontology annotation, biological process: sucrose transport. The record is from RefSeq and is a predicted model, not a curated record. Gene Ontology annotation, cellular component: plasma membrane; vacuole. NCBI's taxonomy places the organism in Eukaryota, Viridiplantae, Streptophyta, Magnoliopsida, Rosales, Cannabaceae. Gene Ontology annotation, molecular function: sucrose:proton symporter activity. Bases 477 to 1976 code for a protein of 499 amino acids. The transcript has a single exon.